This is a messenger RNA of Ramularia collo-cygni, 849 nucleotides long. RefSeq lists its product as uncharacterized. Gene Ontology annotation, molecular function: rRNA (uridine-N3-)-methyltransferase activity. Lineage: Eukaryota; Fungi; Ascomycota; Dothideomycetes; Mycosphaerellales; Mycosphaerellaceae. The transcript has a single exon. The record is from RefSeq and is a predicted model, not a curated record. Gene Ontology annotation, cellular component: cytoplasm. The coding region runs from base 1 to 849 and encodes 282 amino acids. Gene Ontology annotation, biological process: rRNA base methylation.
AUGGCCAAGCACAAAAAGCAGAAGCGCAUGGUUGCUACCCAAGGCGGGUCUAAGCGUCCUCCUGCGCAGAAGCCAUCCAAUUCAAAGCCGAACCAACCUGCUCCCAAAGCCUCAAAGCCGGCACCUACGAUUCCGUUUGAAGCCACGGACCAUAUACUUCUGAUCGGCGAAGGCGACUUCUCUUUUGCGGCCUCCGUCGUCGAGCAUCAUGGUGCUUGCGAUCUUACUGCCACCUGCUACGACUCUCAGUCCACUCUCUUUGAGAAAUAUGAUCCGCAAGCCGAGAAACACACCACUUUUAUCACCGAAGAAGGCCAGAUCGUGCUUUAUAACAUUGAUGCUACAAAGUUACCAAAGUACAAAUCACUGACACGAGCUCCGGGUGGGUUGUGGGAUGUCAUCAUUUUCAACUUCCCUCAUGUGGGCGGGAAGUCCACAGAUGUCAAUCGCCAAGUUCGAUUCAACCAGGAGCUGCUUGUUUCGUUCUUCAAGGGAGCCAUGGAGCUGGUGAAGCAGGACGGGAGAAUUGUAGUGACAUUGUUUGAGGGCGAACCAUACACGUUAUGGAACAUUCGCGAUUUGGCACRACAUGUAGGGCUGGAAAUGGUGAGGAGUUUUGCAUUUCAGUGGGCGGCUUAUCCUGGGUACAAGCAUGCUAGAACUCUGGGCAAUGUGGAAGGUGGCGGAGGAUGGAAGGGUGAGGAGCGAGAGGCCAGGAGUUAUGUUCUGAGGAGAAGAGACGCGGAGGGUCCGAUACCGCAGAGACCGCACGCCAGGAUCGCUGCGGCCGCUUCGGGUGUGAAGAGGGGCCGGGAAAGUGAAAGCGGAAGCGAGGAUGAAGACGGUUGA